UUGAAGGCUCAGCACUUCCUGCUCGUCCUCCUCGCUGCUCAGAGACUCAGGAGAGUGAUUUCCAGCUUCUUCUCUGCUGCCUGCGCCACUUCUUUCAUGUACUCUGUGAGCAGGAGCCACAUCUAUGCUGCCAAGGUUGUGCCGGGGUCUCUGUGUCUUCCUCCUCUGUCAGAUCUGCUCUGUGAAACCCGAUUCUGAAGAAACAUGCCAUAAAUUCACAGACCUGAAUUUACAAGAUGCCAUAGUCGGAACGGAUCUUCACGUGCAAUUGUUAUUAUACACCAGAGACAAUGCAAACUGCUCAUCGGAUCUUAACAAGGAGAAUGCCACGGCUUUUAGGUAUCUGGAUGUGUCAAGGAAGACCAUUUUUAUCACCCAUGGAUACAGGCCGACUGGGUCUCCUCCUGUCUGGUUAGAUGAACUUGUUCAGAAACUGCUCGCCGUCGAUGAUUUCAAUAUAAUCCUAGUUGACUGGAACCGAGGUGCCACCACACUGAUCUAUCACAAUGCUGCCGCGAAAACCAGGGAAGUGGCAGACAUAUUGAAAAGCCUCAUUGAUGAAAUGUUGAGCCAAGGGGGAUCACUGGACUCCAUCUACAUGAUAGGAGUCAGCCUUGGGGCGCACAUUUCCGGGAUUGUUGGGAAAAUGUACAAUGGUUCAAUUGGCCGAAUUACAGGACUGGAUCCUGCUGGACCUUUGUUCAAUGGGAAACCGCCUGAAGAAAGAUUGCAUUAUACUGAUGCAAAGUUCGUAGAUGUCGUUCAUUCUGACAUUGAUGGUCUAGGCUAUCGGGAAAAUUUAGGACAUAUUGAUUUCUACCCCAAUGGAGGAACUGAUCAGCCGGGUUGUCCAAAAACCAUAUUGUCAGGUUCUGAAUAUUUCAAGUGUGACCACCAGCGCUCCGUGUUUCUGUACAUAUCAUCCUUGACUGAGUCCUGUAGCGUUUUGACAUUUCCCUGUGAAAAUUACAGAGAUUAUAGAAUUGGAAAAUGUGUGGAUUGCCAGGAGUUUGCACCGCUCAGCUGCCCAGUUUUAGGUUUUUAUGCUGAUAAGUGGAAAGAUUAUCUGGUGGCGAAGAAUCCUCCAGUGACGAAAGCUUAUUUUGACACGGCUUCGAAGAAACCAUUUUGCAUAUUUCAUUAUUUCUUGGAAUUCAUCACAUUAAAUGCUGAACCACAUAGUGGAUACAUCACCAUCAAGCUUGAGUCUACAUCGGGAAAUGUUACAGAAUCAAAGCUUAACCAAGAUGCUAUCACAUAUGAACAAAAUAAAGAAGUUACCUUACUGGCCAAGUUUGAUAAUGAGUUUGAAGAGAUUUCAAAAGUUUCUUUAAUGUUUACCACCGGUUCCUUCAUUGGACCAAAACACAAACUGCGAGUUAUGAGGAUGAGACUGAGAUCUUCUUUGCAUCCUGACAGGGAAAUACUCUGCCGCUAUGACUUCGUCCUUCCUGAAAAUGUUGAAAUAGAUUUCAUGCCUGUUCCAUGUGAAAACUCCAAUAUUUUUUCCUCCUAUUGUGGAGCAAAUGGAGGUGAAUGAUCUGAAUGAGACAAUAUUGUCCCCCCCCUUCUACCCAAGAUGGUGAAUGCACUUUAUGACAGUAUUGACCAUCGUUAAAAGGAAGAUGGAAUCAGCCGUUGUAUUGAGCACCGGGAUGCAACACUAGCCUUACCCCGAAAUAAUGCAUUCCUUUAUGAAGGCUUGGAUAUUUUCAAGGACACUAGUGCUUUUGAGACUGCAGGAAUGGCAUGGAUUUAGUCAUUUUUCUAUAUUGUUAAUUUGUAUAAAUAAUGUGAAAAUUAUGUGAUUUUUAUAAUAUAGAAAACUAAACUAUUUCAGCAAAUAUUCUAUUUUUAAUAUGAAUAAGUUAAUUGGAGUUUAUUAAUUUUGCUUUCAGUGCAGAUUCUAUCUCUAUGCCUCUCUAUCUAUAUCUAUAUCUAUAUCUCUAUCUAUAAUCAGGAAAAAAUUCCACAGC
Molecule: messenger RNA, 1976 nt
Organism: Bufo gargarizans (Asiatic toad)
Lineage: Eukaryota; Metazoa; Chordata; Amphibia; Anura; Bufonidae
Product: lipase member H-A-like
Exons: 10
Coding region: 125-1540 (471 amino acids)
Biological process (GO): lipid metabolic process
Molecular function (GO): carboxylic ester hydrolase activity; lipase activity
Source: RefSeq, a predicted model, not a curated record